Molecule: messenger RNA, 993 nt
Organism: Effrenium voratum
Lineage: Eukaryota; Dinophyceae; Suessiales; Symbiodiniaceae
Source: the annotation of a GenBank genome assembly
AUGGGUGAGGCGACGAUGCUCCCGGAGGAGGUCUCGGAGAAGCAUGUGCCCCUGAACGUCGGCAUGAAGUUGGCGAGCAAGUACAUCGCCGACCAGAUGCUUGAGCAGAGACACCUGAAAGUGCUGCACAAGACCCUGUCCACCGCCUGGAACAGGAACGGCCAGACUCAGUCCUUGUCUGCGGCCUUCGCCCUCAUGCAGCAGUAUGGCGUGGAGCUCACAGAAGAAGAGGUGCAAAGGAUCACCGCCAUGGAGGAGGACCAGCAGAUCGCGGCCCUGGUGAACCGGAUGCCGCAGGAGUCCAACGAACAGUUCCAGCAGUUCUUCCUUCAGCUUCAGCUCCUGGUCUCCACGGCCAUGCGGGUGCGCGACGGCUUGGAGGAGGGCGCGCCCAACAAGGUGGAGAGCGCCCUGGACGAUGCCGACAGCACCGGGGUGACGCAGCACAUCCUCAGGAUGGCCAUCGUGCAAGCUGGCAAUGAGGCAGCCAUGCAGCGGCAAGAGUACGAGGGCUGGGUCAGGGAGACCGACGAGCAGAUGGGCCGGCUGAUCCGCGGCCAGGAAGACGCCAUGGCCGCGCAGAAGAAGCUCGCGACGAUGCAGGCGCGCCUGCAACACGACAGAGACGAGCACGCGGAGAAGGCGUGUAAGGUUUGCAUGAACUUUGUGACGAACAUCACCAACUCUACGAAGUUGGCCUGCUUCCAAGGCUGGAUCUCCUGGACCAAGAGGGCCAAGCAGGAGGGUGCCAUUGUGAGGGAGUACGAGGAGCAACUGGAAGACAUUAGCCGUCGCCUCGCCGGGUACAGGCAAGCCUCCCUUGCCAACGUCCGAAGCUAUUUGGACAAGAAGGCGCAGGCCCGCACCGCGGAGCUGCUGGCGGAGGUGCUGAACCUUUGGCCCGGGCCCCAGAGGGCCUCCGUGGCGGAGGAACCACCGGAUCCUCGGAAGAAAUGGGGGGAAGGCACAGCUCCGCUGAACCCGGCCGUUUGA